Molecule: messenger RNA, 1624 nt
Organism: Nymphaea colorata (pocket water lily)
Lineage: Eukaryota; Viridiplantae; Streptophyta; Magnoliopsida; Nymphaeales; Nymphaeaceae
Exons: 2
Coding region: 1-1350 (449 amino acids)
Cellular component (GO): cytoplasm
Source: RefSeq, a predicted model, not a curated record
AUGGAUUUCUUCAGAUCCGUCUUCUCCGACGAGCCUCGGUACCCAAGAGAGACGGAGGAAGAGGAAGGAGCAGCAGCAGGAAACGCUAAUCCUGGGGAAUUCCCGAGAACAGAAGAAUCCGCUUCAGCGGCGGCGGCAUUUGGUGGAUGGAACUUCGGCUCCCUCAUCAAGACCAUCACCACCAGAUCGGAGCAGGUGAUCGACACGUACCGCCAUGGCCUCGACGAGUUCCGCGUUGGGCUCGCCGAGGAAGCCCGCGUGGUGGCAGCUACUCUCCCGGCGUCCUUAGAGACCGGAGCGUUUGUCGCCCAGGAGUCCCUCGAAUCUGUUGGCCAGGCGAUCGACGUCGUCUUCAAGAGCACGGCGGAUCUUAUCUCGCAUGGUAAGGAUGCGCUCCUCUCCCUCGAUAAUCCUAAUCAGGCCGUGCCUGCACCAUCCAGUAUUGGCAUUAAAAAGUUCACUAGGUUCGAGAUGCAAUUGCAUGCCAUUCAGAACGAUGCGAACACCUACUGCGAAGAUCCGGAUGAUGUUGAUGACUUCACUAAAUGGAAAUCUGGGUUUUCUCUCCAAGAGAUGGAGGAUGAGAUUGAGGAACUCUGCGAGGAAAAUGCUGCAGUUAGCGGGUUUUUUGCCAAAUUGGUACCUAAAACUGUCGAUUCCGAUACUUUCUGGACUAGGUAUGCCUACAGGGUUCAUAAGCUCAAGCAAGUUGAAGAAGCUAGAGCUCAUUUGGUGAAGCGGGUGAUGGCUGGAGACGAGGAAGAAGAUUUGAGUUGGGAGGUCGAUGAUGAUGAUGAGUCUGAAGCUGCGGAACCAAAUGAAUCGCAGAAGAACGCCAUUAAGGAUAUCAAGGGACUUGAAGAGGUUCAUGCUGGCUCGAGUUAUGAGAAUGUAGAGAGCCCGGAAAAGGAAGGGACUGCCUCCGAGGAAGUGCACGAGAAGGAACCAUGUUCUGAAUCUUCCGUUAAGAGUAAAGAUCUCGAAGCACCGAUUGAAUCUACUGUUAAUGAGAAUGCUAAGUUGGGUGGUGAAACGCCUGAGGAUAAGAGCGGCCAAUCGGAUCCAGUGAAGGAAAUUGCGGAGGAUAGGACAUUGCUAGAAACAAAAACAGACAACGGAGAAUCGUCUAAGGAUAGUGAUUUUUCUGUUGUUUCCAGCCAAGUUUCCGCACAAGAGGAAGAUGAUCUUGGUUGGGAUGAGAUCGAAGAUCUCGGAAGCAACGAUGAGACAAAAGCGACGACCAGCGGUGGAAGCCCAAACAAGGUUGAUAUCCGCAAACGGCUAAGUACUGCAGACGACGAGGAGGAUCUCAAUUGGGAUAUUGAAGAUGAUGAUGAUGUUAAGUCUUGAUGACGGUCUUAGAGAAGGCUGCUGUCCCAUACACACACUUUUUUUUUUCCUUCCCAUUGACAGAUUCUCCUUUCUCUGCUUGUUGGUUUGGUUUCCUCCUCCAAGUAUUUUUAUCCAAUAAUUGUUGGUUUCUUUAGCACAAUUAUUCGAUUAUGUAAAUACCUUUUUAUGUAUAUUCUUCACGUUUAAAUUGAAAUAAUCUCAAAUCUAGUUGAGUACAGAUCAUAGCCUAAUGGCAGUGAUGAAACUCAACUAGUUAGAUGUGUUAAAUCCA